Photinus pyralis (common eastern firefly) is the source of this 864-nucleotide messenger RNA. RefSeq lists its product as uncharacterized. The coding region runs from base 125 to 745 and encodes 206 amino acids. The record is from RefSeq and is a predicted model, not a curated record. NCBI's taxonomy places the organism in Eukaryota, Metazoa, Arthropoda, Insecta, Coleoptera, Lampyridae. The transcript has 2 exons.
CACAGCGUAGACUUUAGUUUAUUUUGUUACCUAUAGUGAUGCACACGCACUUUUGUUAAACAAUUUUUGACGUGGUGAUUAUGUACAUUUGUAGUUGACGCAAAAAAGCGAUCGUUUUAGAAAAAUGGGCUGUAUAUAUUUAGUGCUUUUCGUUAUUAUCGCCAUAAUCAGCAAUGCCUCCAGUAAACCCAUUAUGGUGACAUUCGGUACAAAGCAGGGUCCCAUCGUGCCACCAACUCCAACAACGACACAUCGCGUACCCCCACAAGACCUCAAACAACCCGCACCUGUCUCUGAACAAGUCAACGACAUACCGAAUCCAUCAACCUACAAACCUGCGGUACCCUUACAGUACCGUCAAAAAUUAUUGGGUUACAAACCUCACCCGAAUCUGAUACUCGGUACAGCCACCGAUCAGAAGUACUUUGGCAGCUCGAACAAGUUCAACUCGUACAAGCGCGAGCAGGCCCGUGCGCUUGGUUUGGAAUACUCCGGUCCGCAAUACUUCGAAGUGCAACCGUACGAAUUGGAACGUGAACAGAAACGCAUACUUUACAAAACCCAAACGCAGCAGUACAUCCAGCCCAGAAACGACUACUGGAGCGGCAGGGACGUACCCCAAAUAGGCGUCGUUUAUUCCUCGGGUGUUAAAUACUACGUACCCGAUAUUUUGUUAACAAACGACGCUUACAGUGAAAACGACGUUUAUGGUAAAAACGAUUUCAAGUAUCAGUAUUACCAAUAAUGACACUCCUCGGCCAUAUUUUUUAAAUUUGUACAUUUUUUAGUUAAUCUCAGCACCACUUCUAAGUGGCGCUGAUGUACAUAAUUUUAAUAAUUUAUAAUAAAACCGUUUUAUUUAUU